AUGAGUGAUCUGGCAAAUGUUUAUCAGCUGUUUCGGAACAAGUUUGAGGAAAAUGACUUCCAGUAUUACUGUCCACCAUCGUAUAUACACUCGCUAACGCAAAACAGUGAUAAGAUUAUUUUCGCAUUUCGGAAGAAUCAAAACUUUACGGCAGAUACGAACUGGACUGGCUUAAAGACUUCGCCGAAAAGUAAUACAUCAAAAAACCUAGACCUUACUGGGUCUCCGUUGAAGGACAUUAGCUAUGAAGAGUACGACUCGAUGAAUUUUUCAAAAGAAUACGAUGCAAAUACGGUGCAGAAUCUUUGGAAACCCGAGGAGGAAUCCUACGGACCACUGGUAAUUGAAAAGGCUCGCUCACUUCUGCAAAACUUUAUCAAUCUCGAUUGUCGAAUCGGGCGUGGCAGCAUCUGGACGCUCUGCGACGGUACCGACACCGACCAGACGGUGCUUCUUCAGCUGUCGAUCAAUUCAGCAUCGAACGAUCAGCGUCAGUUUACGCGUGGUGUUGUACGCUUUACUGGUUUGCAAGCGAGCAAUAGCAUUUCUUUGGCCCAGCUCAUCGGUAUCCAUCGGCAGCGUGCCGGCGAUGGGAUGAAGUUCAACCCGAAGAUUCAAGUCCAGCAAUGGUGCAAACUGUGCCCACAGAUUACGGUUCGCUUAAGCUGGCACACAAUGGGCGAAUGUGCCACCUUUAGUGUUGAGCGUAAUGCGCGCGUUCGGCUGAGCCAGGAGUUUACGAUCAAUAAUGGUGCGUUUAGUCGUAGUUCCAUGGCGGAGUACUUCUGGCAGCAACUGCAACGGUUAGCGUUGAUGAGGGAAAAAAUUAUGGACAUUCGUGCCAACCGUGAGUCUGGCUAUGCACGUAACGAUUUCAUUGGAGAAGGCGAAAUGGAUCUGGAGUACGUGAAGCAAAAGGUGAACAAUAUUCUGUCAUCUUUUUUGGCGGUAGAGCCAACCGAUUUUAAACCAUCCUCUAUAGCUGACAUGAUACAGCAAGUGCAGAAACACGAUCCUACGGACGUGAUGGAACGGUUGUACGAUGCCUUAACACUAUGCACAAACUAUGACGAUCUUAGGGCAGCUAUUGAUUAUAUCUUUCAUCUGUCGACGCAUUCUAACAUUGUGAACGUUCCAACAAAUGGGUCCCGGUUUGCGCAGCUCAUUCUAGCAAUGAUUCAGGACCGUCUUGCCAUUCCAUCGUUGACCGGAUCGGAACCGUACGAGCUGCUACUGGAGUGUGGCCUCAACAAGCUUAUGAACGACUAUCGGACGAUCUUUAGCGAGAGUGGCGUGUACGAGCUGGAGUUUGAGAAACUGUUUCAGCCACAGGUUAGCAACCCACGCAAAUCUCGGUACGCGACCGGAUCGGGACCACAGCACGAUCUGCACCAUCAUACCACCAAACACAGCGCACUCAUGUUUCAAGCUACCGCCGAAGAUCGUGGCCGCGAAAAAUCGAUCCUGGUGAGCAACUUCGACGAGGAUGAAGUAAAGAUCCGUAUUAACCGUCUGGCACAGGUGCAUCUACUGUUGGAGCAUUUGCUACUGCUCGAAGAUGCCGUAAGCAUUCCGUCCAUUUACGGGCGUGUUUGUGAGCUGUACCUUAGCCAGCAGCCGUACAGCUACGGUGAGGUGUACAACCGCAAAACCGAUCUGCUCGAGUUCGAUAUGGAUGAGUUUAUGUUGCUGCGCAAAGUGGAACAGCUGCAACCGUGCGCAAGGCGGGUGACAAUGUCGUCGGGCAAUUUGUUGCAGAAACUGGAUACCGUUUUCUAUCAGAACGUUAAACCGCUGUUGCCGGAGCGGCUUUAUCCACAGUUCGAUAGUAAGGAGAUUGACAAUAAGCACGUGUUCUGUUGCUACGAGUAUGAUCGAAUUGAGCGUCUAUGA
This is a messenger RNA of Anopheles marshallii, 1893 nucleotides long. It is a transcript of the gene Zwilch, whose product is annotated as protein zwilch. The coding region runs from base 1 to 1893 and encodes 630 amino acids. The record is from RefSeq and is a predicted model, not a curated record. The transcript has 5 exons. Gene Ontology annotation, biological process: protein localization to kinetochore; mitotic spindle assembly checkpoint signaling. Lineage: Eukaryota; Metazoa; Arthropoda; Insecta; Diptera; Culicidae. Gene Ontology annotation, cellular component: RZZ complex.